ACAUUAUUGCCAUUGGUGACUCGUUGAACGCGCGGUAGGGUGAGAUCCAAUGUUCCUGUAGUUAGAAAAACUAAAGUAAAAGAAAUAUGGCUUCGGAACUCGAGCUAAAUGAUGCUCGGGUGGAGUUUAUUGCUGACUAUGUCAUCAAAACUCUCAAGAUUAAGCCCGACAAAUGGACCAAGAUGUACAGUUUGGAGGAGACGAAGCAAAUGUAUAUGGACUUCUUUGAAAAGCAAGAUAUGCCAUGUCUCAUAGUAACUGCAACUGCGGCAGGUGGACUCAACACCCAGUUUGAAUGGCCAAACAACCCUAAAGCUAAAGCUUGCUACUUUGUCAAGAAGGGAAGAGAAGCAAUUACAAAGGAUACAAAUUUUAGAAAUGCAUAUCUCUAUGGUGACAUGUCCUACCAGCCAUUGGACCAGCUUUCAGCUUUUGUUGAUGAAGUCUUGGUGCCACUUCUUUCCAAUGAUAGAAACCAUGAACAGUGGCCCCAUGUUGUCUCCAAAGAUGUCACAAGACAUGUCCACAACCUGAAGAGUAAUGUAUAUGUUGUGUCCGGUCAGGCCAAGGGAAAGACCCUCCUCCCCCUCCCUGUGGGGGCCGAGAAAGUGGAACAGGUUGAAGAUGACAAGGACACUCUUGACAGAGCACUUAUCCAUGCUAUUGAGUCUGUGAUCAUUGACUGGACACAUCAGAUCAGGGAUGUUCUGAAAAAGGACUCAGCCCAGCCCCUGCUGGAGGGACACAAUCCUACUCCCUUUGUGGAGAUCGAGUUCUGGAAGAACAAAGCCACCAACUUGGAAUGUAUUUAUGAACAGCUCAGGGAUCCCAAAGUUAGAAAGAUGGCAGAGAUCUUAGAGAGAACACAGAGCAGCUAUUUCCCAACAUUCAAGGACAUCUUUAGAGAUGUUGUGGCAGCUCUGACUGAGGCACAAGACAUCAACAUUUACCUGAAGCCCCUGCGUCAUCACUUUGAGGAUUAUGAGCAGGCAGAAUUUGAUGAGAGCAUCCCUAUGCUUGCCCCAAUGAUGCACACCGUCUGUUUGACCUGGGCCAACUCCGAAUAUUACAACACACCAGCUCGCAUCAUUGUUCUUCUGCAGGAAAUGUGCAACAUGAUCAUCAACAUGGCCAGAAACUUCCUUGAUCCAUCUGAGAUCUUCAAAGGAGAAAUCGAAGAGACUAUUGAGAAAGUCAGGAAGGCUUGCAACGUCCUUGAUGCCUACAAAAACACCUAUGAGGACCACAAAGAAAGACUAAAGAGCUACUUCCCAGAGGGAACAGAACCCAGACUGUGGGAGUUUGCCCCCAAACUGGUGUUUGCUCGCUUUGACAAGUUCAUGGAGCGAGUAAAGACAGUCAGAGAGCUGAUGGAGACUGCCCUGGAGUUUAUGAAACUAGAGAAAGUUGAGUUGGGAGGCAUCAAAGGAAAACUUCUGAGUCAACAGGUGGUUCAGCUGCAUGAAGAGUUUCAGGAACAAUAUGGAGUCUUCACCAACAAAUCCUAUGAUUGUCUGGACCCCAGCAGCAAUGAAUUUUUGGAUGACUAUCAGAUGUUUUUGGACAAGAUCGGGGACUUUGACAGAAGACUUGCCACUAUUAUCUGUCAGGGAUUUGAUGACUGCUCAGGACUAGAAUCUGUUUUCAAACUGUUGGACAUUAUGGGUUCCUUGCUUGAAAGAGAUCUGAUCAAGAAAGACUUUGAUGAGAAAUAUCCUCUCAUUGUAAAAUUGAUGGAUACAGAAUUAGACACAGCCAAAUUUAUUUAUGAUGAACAAAUGGCUCGCAAGAAAGAGACGGGCAAAGCAUCUCUUCACAAGAACAUGCCCAAAGUGUCUGGCAGUUUGAGAUGGGCUCAAGAACUCAGAGAAAGGAUUUCAGCCUCAAUGGGAAACUUCAAGGCAUUGGAACACAGGUGCAUGGAAGAAGAAGCAGCUAAGUUGGUUUUUGUCAAAUAUGAAGAAAUGUGUAACCUUCUAGGCCAGUGGGAUGAAGAAAUUUACAAGGAAUGGGAAGCCGGUGUAAGUGAAGCAUGUUCAUUCAACCUCAGUCAACCACUGGUUGUCCGAGACGAAGAAACCAAACUCAUCAAUGUGAACUUUGACCCACAACUGACGGCUGUCUUAAGGGAAGUCAAAUACCUGGAAACCCGUAACCAGGAAGAGAUUCCUCAGAGUGCGGCAGAAAUGUACAAAAAGAAUGACACACUGUGGAAGUACCUGACAAACUUAGAUCUCACCGUCCAUUUGUAUAACAAGGUCAGAAAUACAAUCCUAGAGGUCGAGUUCCCACUCAUUGAAGGUCAGCUACAGGACAUUGAUGUCCAGUUAGAGCAGGCUGAGAAAUCCCUGAACUGGGAGAGCCAAGGAGUGUGGGACUAUAUUGAAAAAACAAGAGACCAAGUGAUUGACCUUGAAAAGCGAGUUCAACAGGCCAAGGACAAUGUCGAGGAAAUUAAGAUGUUGAUGGCGACGUGGAGUAAACAUCCUCUGUUUGAGAGGAAGGAGGACAAACACGAUACUCUGCUGAAUCUGGACGACAGGAAAGAACGACUCUCCAAACGAUACGAAGAUAUCAAAAAUAUCGGCCAAAAAAUCCAUGCACUUUUACAAAAAAAUUUAGAGUUAUUCAAAGCAGAUGGAAACACAGACACGUGGAAGGCCUAUGUAGACUAUGUAGAUGAAAUGAUUGUAGAUGGAUUCUUUAACACAAUUCACUGCAGUCUUAAAUUCUUAUUAGACCAAACAGACAGUAAAAAUAAUCCCACACCAUUGUUUGAAGCUCAACUUGAGCUUCAGGUUCCAGAGAUGGUGUUCAUUCCUUCAUUAGAUUAUGGAGUGGCAGACGGAUUCUAUGAUUUAGUGGAUGGUCUAGUAGGUGACAUUUACAAACAAGCCUCUCUGAUUGGUCGAUUGGCUGCACAUAGCGGUCAAGAGCACUACCAGCCAGACGCCGAGGAUAUGGAGGAGUUAUCAGAAAUGAGACAGGAGCUGAUGGAGAGGAUACAGAACAUAAUGAACAAGGCGUGUGAGUACAGGAACACGUUUGAUAAUUACUCGUAUCUGUGGGUGGACGACAGGAACGAGUUCAUGAGGCAGUUCCUGCUGUAUAACCACGUCCUCACCACUGAGGAGAUCGAGGCUCACGCUGAGGACGGAGUCCCAGAAUGUCCUCCUACCCUUGACCAGUUCAAAGAACAGAUUAACACCUAUGAGAAAAUUUAUGAGGAUGCAGAAAAAGUGGAGCCUACCAUGAUCUUUGAGAACUGGUUCAGAGUAAACUCCAAACCAUUUAAACAGGCUUUACUAAACACCAUCAAACGCUGGAGUUUCAUGUUCAAACAGCAUCUGAUCGACCAUGUUACAAACAGUCUGAAGGAGCUGGCAGAAUUUAUAAAGACAACAGACGCCGGCCUGAUGAAGCCUGUAGAGGAGGGAGACUACAAUGGCCUGGUCGAGUGUAUGGGUUACUUGUUUGCCGUCAAGGACAGACAAGCCACCACAGAUGAAAUGUUUGAACCACUCAAACAGACCAUAGAACUGUUGAAGACAUAUGAACAAGAACUCCCAGAGGAGGUUCACCAACAACUUCAGGAAUUACCAGAGCAGUGGAACAAUACAAAGAAGAUAGCCAUCACAGUCAAGCAACAAGUUGCUCCAUUACAAGCAAAUGAAGUUGCUAACAUCAGAAGGAAGACAGCGUCCUUUGAUGUUUCUCAACACAAGUUCAGGGAGAAGUUCCGCUCCAUUCCUCCAUUCAGAUAUGACUGUGAUAAGCCAUAUGUACAUCUUGACAAGUACCAUGAAGAAAUUGCAGCCAUGGAGAAAGAAAUGGUAGAACUGAUGGACUCCGCAGGUCUUUUUGAGGUAAACAUUCCAGACUUCAAACAGCUCAAGCAGUGCAGAAAGGAGAUAAAACUGCUGAAGACACUGUGGGACUACAUCAUCAUGGUCCAGAGCAGCAUUGAUGACUGGAAGACCACCUUCUGGAAGGAGAUUAAUGUGGAGCAGAUGGACAUGGACUGUAAGAAGUUUGCUAAGGACAUCCGAGGCCUGGACAAGGAGAUGAGGGCCUGGGACUCCUAUCUGGGUCUGGAGAACACAGUCAAGAACAUGCUGACCUCCCUCAGGGCCGUCAGUGAGCUGCAGAACCCAGCCAUCAGGGACCGCCAUUGGCAGCAACUUAUGGUGGCCACAAAGGUGCGCUUUGUUAUGGAUGAGAACACCACCCUGGCUGAUCUGUUGUCUCUUAACCUGCACAACUUUGAGGAUGAUGUCCGAGGCAUUGUGGACAAGGCCGUCAAGGAAAUGAGCAUGGAGAAGGUUCUUAAAGAGUUGGAUACCACCUGGACCACCAUGGAGUUUGAACAUGAACCACAUCCCAGAACAAAGGUCACAAUGUUGAAGACAAGUGAAGAGUUGAUUGAAACUCUUGAGGACAACCAGGUCCAACUACAAAACAUGCUGUCCUCCAAGUACAUUGCCCAUUUCUUGCAAGAAGUUUCCACCUGGCAGAAGAAGCUGUCCACAGCUGACCAGGUCAUCACCAUCUGGAUGGAGGUGCAGAGGACAUGGUCUCAUUUGGAGAGUAUCUUUAUUGGAUCAGAAGAUAUCAGAAACCAGCUGCCAGAGGACUCCAAGAGAUUCGAUGGCAUUGACACUGAUUUCAAGGAACUUGUGUCGGAGAUCGAGAAGUACAAGAAUGUUGUGGAAGCUACAAACCAGCCAAACCUCUAUGAGCGCUUGGAAAGUUUGCAGGACAAUUUAACCUUGUGUGAAAAGGCUCUGGCUGAAUACUUGGAGACCAAACGUCUGGCCUUCCCAAGAUUUUACUUCGUGUCAUCUGCAGAUCUGCUUGACAUCUUGUCCAACGGCAACAACCCAACAGCAGUGUCCCGUCACUUGACUAAGCUGUUUGACAGCAUGGCCAAGCUGAAGUUCACACAGGAUGACAAGGGAAAUGACACCAAGAUUGCCACAGCUAUGUACAGUAAGGAUGGAGAAAUGGUGGAUCUGGACAAACCAUGUGACUUGGCUGGACAGGUAGAGCACUGGCUCAACAACCUGCUGGAUGCCAUGAGGAGUACAGUAAGGCACGAGAUGACAGAGGCUGUAGCUACGUAUGAAGAGAAGCCAAGAGACCAGUGGCUGUUUGACUUCCCCGCCCAGGUGGCGCUGUGUGGCACCCAGAUCUGGUGGACAACAGAAGUCAACAUUGCGUUUGGCAGACUUGAGGAGGGUUAUGAAAAUGCUCUGAAGGACUACAACAAGAAACAGAUUCAGCAGCUGAACAACCUGAUUACCCUCCUGCUUGGUAAACUGUCGUCUGGAGACCGACAGAAGAUCAUGACCAUCUGUACCAUUGAUGUGCACGCUCGAGACGUGGUGGCCAAAUUGAUCACCACCAAGGUAGACAACUCUCAGGCCUUUGCCUGGCUGUCCCAGCUCAGACACAGGUGGGACGACAAUGAGAAGGACUGCUUCGCCAACAUCUGUGAUGCUCAGUUCCGUUACUCACACGAGUACCUGGGUAACACACCACGUCUGGUCAUUACUCCUCUCACUGACAGAUGUUACAUUACACUGACACAGUCCCUCCACUUGAUCAUGAGUGGUGCACCAGCCGGCCCUGCUGGAACUGGUAAAACUGAGACCACCAAGGAUUUGGGACGUGCUCUGGGUAUCAUGGUGUACGUGUUCAAUUGCUCCGAGCAGAUGGACUACAAAUCCAUUGGUAACAUCUACAAGGGACUGGCCCAGUCCGGAGCCUGGGGGUGCUUUGACGAGUUUAACCGUAUUGCUGUAGAAGUGUUGUCUGUGGUGGCCGUGCAGGUCAAGUGUAUUCAGGAUGCCAUCAAGGAGAAGAAGAAGACAUUCAACUUCCUGGGAGAAACCAUCAAGCUGGUCCCCACUGUAGGUCUCUUCAUUACAAUGAACCCUGGUUAUGCUGGGCGUACUGAGCUGCCAGAAAACCUUAAGGCUCUCUUCAGACCUUGUGCUAUGGUGGUACCAGACUUUGAGCUGAUUUGUGAAAUCAUGUUGGUGGCUGAAGGCUUCUUGGAAGCCAGGCUGCUGGCCAGAAAGUUCAUCACCCUGUACAGUCUGUGUAAGGAACUGCUCUCCAAACAGGACCACUAUGAUUGGGGUCUGCGUGCCAUCAAGUCUGUGUUGGUGGUGGCCGGUGCCCUCAAGAGAGGUGACCCAGACCGUCCCGAGGACCAGGUAUUGAUGAGAGCUCUGAGAGAUUUCAACAUCCCCAAGAUUGUUAUUGACGACUUGCCCAUCUUCAUGGGUCUGAUCUCCGAUCUGUUCCCCGCCCUCAAUGUGCCCCGUAAGAGAGACCCAGAGCUGGAGAAACAAAUCAAACAAGCCACACUGGACCAGAAACUACAGCCAGAGGACAACUUCAUCCUUAAGAUUGUGCAGCUACAGGAGUUGUUGGAUGUACGUCACUCUGUCUUUGUCUUGGGAUUGGCUGGUGUCGGAAAGAGUAAAGUGUGGGGAACCCUGAACAGGACCUACAAAAACCAGGGAAAGAAGCCUUCUGCUGUAGAUCUUGAUCCCAAAGCUGUAACAAACAAUGAAUUGUUCGGUAUCAUCAAUCCAGCAACCAGAGAGUGGAAGGAUGGUCUGUUCUCUGUAAUUAUGCGUGACUUGGCUAACAUGUCUGGUGAUGGCCCUAAGUGGAUCGUACUGGACGGAGAUAUUGAUCCUAUGUGGAUUGAGUCUCUGAAUACUGUCAUGGACGACAACAAGGUGCUGACACUGGCCAGUAACGAGCGAAUCCCACUCACUCCAUCCAUGAGACUACUCUUUGAGAUCAGUCAUCUGAGGACGGCCACCCCAGCUACAGUGUCCAGGGCAGGAAUCCUGUUCAUCAACCCUCAGGAUCUGGGAUGGAUCCCAUACACCCAGAGUUGGAUUGACAAGCGUGAAGUCCAGUCAGAGAGAGCCAAUCUAACCAUCCUGUUUGACAAGUAUGUCCCAAUGUGUCUGGAGACAAUGCGAACUCGGUUCAAGAAGAUCACCCCCGUAGCAGACAACAGCCACAUCCAGAUGUUAUGUUACCUCCUGGAGUGUCUGCUGACCCCCGAAAACACACCCCCAGACUGCGCCAAGGAGCUGUAUGAGCUGUACUUUGUCUUUGCCAUUGUCUGGGCCUUUGGUGGAGUCACUUUCCAGGAUCAGCUGGUAGAUUACAGAGUGGAAUUCACCAAAUGGUGGACCACUGAGUUUAAGACAGUGAAGUUCCCUACCACUGGAACUGUGUUUGAUUACUACAUCGAUCCAGAAACCAAGAAGUUUGAGCCCUGGACUAAACUGGUGCCCAAAUUUGAACUGGACCCUGAGCUUCCUCUACAGGCUGCUUUGGUGCACACCUCUGAGACAACAAGAGUGAAGUAUUUCCUGGACAUGUUGAUUGACAAGCGUCGCCCAGUCAUGUUGGUGGGUAACGCUGGUACAGGAAAGACCGUACUCAUGGGAGACAAGAUGAAUGGUCUGUCUGAGGACUUCAUGGUGGCCAACAUCCCCUUCAACUUCUACACCACAUCCGAGAUGUUACAGAGAACUCUGGAGAAACCACUGGAGAAGAAAGCUGGUCGUAACUUUGGACCUCCUGGUACCAGACGUCUGAUCUACUUUGUGGAUGACAUGAACAUGCCAGAGGUUGACAAGUACUUCACUGUGCAGCCCCACACCUUGAUCAGACAACACAUUGAUCACAGCCAUUGGUAUGACAGAAACAAGCUGACUCUGAAGGAAAUCCACAACACACAAUACGUGGCCUGCAUGAACCCCACGGCUGGUAGCUUCACCAUCGACUCCAGAUUACAGCGUCACUUCUGUGUAUUCUCCAUUAACUUCCCCAACAAUGAGGCCCUGGCCACCAUUUACACCAGCAUUCUGCAGCAGCAUCUAGCCAUGAAUGGAUUUGCCCAGGCUGUGCAGAAAUUCUGCCCAACCCUCAUUGCAGGAGCCCUGGCUCUCCAGUCCAAGAUGGCAUCCACUUUCCUGCCCACUGCCAUCAAGUUCCACUACAUCUUCAACCUCCGAGAUAUGUCCAACAUUUUCCAGGGUCUGCUGUUUGCCCUGCCAGAGUGUGCCAAAACUCCAGUGGAGUUGACUAGACUGUGGUUACAUGAAGCGGAGAGAGUGUACAGAGACAAACUCACCGACGAAAAAGACAUGGAGACAUUUGAUAAGAUGGUCAAGGAUGUAUUCAAGAAGUCCUUUGAGGAUCUGGAUGAAGCAAUUGUCUUCAAGCGCCCACUGCUGUACUGCCACUUUGCCCAGGGAGUUGGCGAUCCCAAAUACAAUCCAGUGGAAGGAUGGCCAGAGUUAAACAAGAUCUUAGUGGAAGCACUAGACAAUUACAAUGAACUGAAUGCUGUCAUGAACUUAGUGCUGUUUGAGGACGCCAUGAUGCAUGUGUGCCGAAUCAACCGUAUCCUUGAAUCCCCACGAGGUAACGCUCUACUGAUCGGUGUGGGAGGUUCUGGUAAACAGAGCUUGUCCCGAUUGGCUGCUUCCAUCAGCAGCUUGGAGGUGUUCCAGAUCACCCUCAGGAAAGGUUACUCGAUCGCUGAUCUGAAAUUAGACAUUUCUCAGCUGUACAUUAAGACUGGUCUGAAAAAUAUGGGCAUGAUGUUUUUGAUGACUGAUGCCCAGGUGGCUGACGAGAAGUUCCUUGUUCUGAUUAACGAUUUACUGGCUUCUGGAGAAAUCCCAGAUCUCUUCCCAGAUGAUGAAAUUGAGAACAUCAUUAACGGAACUCGUAACGAGGUGAAAGGUCUGGGAAUGGAGGACAGCAGAGAGAACUGCUGGAGAUUUUUCAUUGACAAAGUCCGCAGGACGCUAAAGGUUGUUCUUUGCUUCUCCCCUGUUGGUUCCACCCUUCGUGUCAGAAGCAGAAAGUUCCCCGCUGUUACAAACUGUACCAGUAUUGACUGGUUCCAUGAGUGGCCAGAAGAUGCUUUGGUUUCUGUAUCUGGUCGCUUCUUAGAGGAGGUGGAGCUGCUGGCGCCUGAUAUGAGAGGCUCGAUUGCCACGUUCAUGUCCUUUGUCCACAAGUCUGUGAAUGAGAUGAGUAAAGCCUACCUAAGUAAUGAAAGGAGGUACAACUACACCACCCCCAAGAGUUUCCUGGAACAGAUCAAGCUUUACCAGAAUCUGCUGAACAAGAACAACACAGAUCUGCAGGCCAAGAUUGUCCGUCUGGAGAAUGGUCUGGAAAAACUCCGCAGCACUGCUACUCAGGUAGAUGAUUUGAAAUCCAAGCUGGCCUCACAAGAGGUGGAGCUGGCCCAGAAGAAUGAGGAUGCCAACAAACUGAUUGCCAUCGUCGGAGCUGAAACUGAGAAGGUGUCUAAAGAGAAAGCUAUAGCUGACGAAGAGGAGAAGAAAGUGGCCCAGAUUAACAUUGAAGUCACCAAGAAGCAGGUCGACUGCGAGAGAGAUCUGGCCAAGGCAGAGCCUGCCUUAGAGGCUGCCAAGGAAGCCUUGAACACAUUGAACAAGAACAACUUGACUGAGUUAAAGUCCUUUGGUUCCCCACCUCCCGCUGUAAUCAAUGUAGCGUCUGCUUGCAUGUGUCUACUGGCGCCCGGAGGAAAAGUCCCCAAAGACAAGAGCUGGAAGGCUGCCAAGAGCUCCAUCAUGGGAAAGGUUGAUUUGUUUUUGGACAAUCUCAUCAACUACGACAAAGACAACAUCCAUGAUAACUGUUUGAAGGCAGUGCAACCAUACCUGGAUGAUCCUGAGUUUGACCCCGACUUCAUCCGAGCUAAAUCAUUGGCCGCUGCCGGUCUCUGCUCCUGGGUCAUCAACAUUGUCAUCUACUAUAGGGUAUACUGUGAGGUAGAACCCAAGAGAAUUGCCCUUGCUCAGGCCAAUGCUGAACUUGCAGCUGCUCAGGAGAAACUGCGUGUUAUCACCAAUAAGAUUCAGAGUCUGGAAGCAGAUCUGGCAAAAUUGACAGCAGAGUUUGAAAAAGCCACCAAUGAGAAGCUUCGCUGUCAGCAGGAAGCUGAAAUGACGGCCAAGACUAUUGAACUUGCCAACAGACUGGUGGGUGGACUGGCCUCUGAGAAUGUCAGAUGGGCCGAUUCCAUUAAAGACUUCAGAGAGCAAGAAAAGACAUUGCCUGGUGACGUGUUGCUGAUCACAGCCUUUGUGUCUUAUGUGGGCUGCUUUACAAAACAAUACAGGUUGGACUUGAUGGAUAAGCACUGGUUGCCAUUUUUGAAGGGCAUGAAAGUCCCCAUCCCAGUGUCUGAAGGCUUGGACCCUCUGACUCUGUUAACAGAUGAUGCCCAGAUUGCCUCAUGGAAUAACGAAGGUUUGCCCAGUGACAGAAUGUCUACAGAAAAUGCCACCAUUCUGACAAACUGUGAGAGAUGGCCACUGAUGAUUGAUCCCCAGCUACAGGGUAUUAAAUGGAUUAAGACCAAGUAUGGAGCAGACCUUAAAAUUCUUCGUCUUGGACAGAAGGGAUAUUUAGAUGCUCUGGAGAGAGCUCUGUCCUCAGGAGAUGUUGUCUUGCUGGAGAACAUUGAAGAAUCUGUGGACCCUGUGCUUGACCCUCUUAUUGGACGUAACACAAUCAAGAAAGGUCGCGCCAUCAAGAUUGGUGACAAAGAGGUAGAGUAUCAUCCAGACUUCAAACUCAUUCUUCAGACAAAGCUGGCCAAUCCCCAUUACCAGCCUGAGAUGCAGGCUCAGACCACCCUGAUCAACUUCACUGUAACCAGGGAUGGAUUGGAGGAUCAGCUACUGGCUGCUGUGGUCAGAAAAGAGAGACCUGAUCUGGAGAAACUGAAGGCCGACCUCACAAGACAACAGAAUGAAUUCAAGAUCACUUUGAAGAAGCUUGAGGACAAUUUGUUGGCACGUCUGUCAUCUGCUGAGGGUAACUUCUUGGGAGACUAUGCCCUGGUAGAAAACCUAGAAACCACCAAGAGAACUGCUGCAGAAAUUGAAGUGAAGGCCAAAGAAGCCAAGAAGACAGAGGCUGAGAUUAAUUUAGCUCGUGAGAGCUACCGUCCUGCUGCUGCCAGAGCUUCCCUCCUCUACUUCAUCCUCAAUGACCUGCACAAGAUCCAUCCCAUGUACCAAUUCUCUCUCAAAGCAUUCAGCGUUGUAUUUGAGAAGGCCAUUGACCGUGCCGAGCCUGCAGAGGAAGUGAAGCAGAGAGUGGUGAACCUGAUCGACUGCAUCACAUACUCCGUGUUUACGUACACAGCUAGAGGACUGUUUGAGAGAGACAAGAUUAUCUUCACCUCCCAGAUGACCUUCCUCAUCCUGAUGGCCGCUAAUGACAUUAACCCUGUUGAGUUGGACUUCCUUCUGCGUUUCCCAGCCGUACCCAACGUAACCAGCCCUGUUGAUUUCCUGAGUAACAACAGCUGGGGAGGAAUCAAGGCCAUGGCUAACAUGGAAGAAUUCAGGAACUUGGACAGAGACAUUGAAGGUUCUGCCAAACGAUGGAAGAAGUUUGUAGAAAGUGAGUGUCCAGAAAAAGAGAAGUUCCCCCAGGAAUGGAAGAACAAAACUUCCCUUCAGAAGUUGUGUAUGAUGAGAGCUCUUAGACCUGACAGAAUGACCUAUGCUGUCACGAAUUAUGUAGAAGAAAAACUAGGAACCAAAUAUGUUGAGGGGCGUGCUGUGGAAUUUGCCAAGUCCUAUGAGGAAUCGGGACCUGCCACUCCCAUAUUCUUCAUCCUGUCCCCAGGAGUGGACCCCUUAAAGGAUGUGGAGGCAUUGGGUAGAACUCUUGGCUUCACAGAUGACAAGAGCAACUUCCACAACAUUUCACUGGGUCAAGGUCAAGAGGUCGUUGCUGAGGCUGCAAUGGAUCUUUCAGCCAAGGAAGGUCACUGGGUCGUCUUGCAGAAUGUCCACUUGGUGGCAAAAUGGCUGGCAACCUUAGAAAAGAAGUUGGAGCAGUACAGCACAGAGAGUCAUGAGGCCUACCGUGUCUACAUCAGUGCUGAACCAGCAGGCACACCAGAGUCCCACAUCAUCCCUCAGGGUAUCCUGGAAGCAGCCAUCAAAAUUACAAAUGAACCUCCAACUGGCAUGUUUGCCAACCUGCACAAGGCCCUGGAUAAUUUCAACCAGGAUACACUUGAGAUGUGUGCCAGAGAGACAGAAUUUAAAUCCAUUCUGUUUGCCAUCUGCUACUUCCAUGCUGUGGUCUGUGAAAGGAGGAAGUUCGGAGCUCAAGGUUGGAACCGUGUGUACCCCUACAACACUGGAGAUCUGAGAAUCAGUGCUAUGGUCCUGUAUAAUUACCUGGAGGCCAAUGCCAAGGUCCCCUGGGAGGAUCUGAGGUACCUGUUUGGAGAGAUUAUGUACGGUGGUCACAUCACAGACGACUGGGACAGGAGGCUCUGCAGGACCUACCUGGAAGUGUACCUUCACCCAGACAUGCUUGACGGUGAAUUGUACCUGGCUCCUGGUUUCCCUGUCCCUCCUAACUCUGACUACAAAGGCUACCACAACUUUAUUGAUGAGUGCCUGCCACCUGAGAGUCCCUACCUAUAUGGUCUCCACCCUAAUGCUGAAAUCGAGUUCCUGACCACCACGUCAGAGAACCUGUUUAAGACUGUGUUGGAAAUGCAGCCUAGAGAUUCUGGAGCAUCUGCAGGAGCUGGAGUCAGUAGAGAGGAAAAGAUCAAGGGCAUCUUGGAUGAAAUUGUGGAGAAAUUGCCAGAAGAAUUCAACAUGAUAGAGGUCAUGGCUAAAGUUCCACCAGAGGAUAGAACUCCAUACGUACUGGUGGCCUUCCAGGAAUGUGAGCGUAUGAACAUGCUGACCAGUGAGAUCAGAAGAUCACUGAAGGAACUGGACCUAGGAUUAAAGGGUGAAUUGACAAUCACAUCUGACAUGGAGGACCUUGGUAACGCCCUCUACAUGGACACCAUUCCUGAGAGCUGGAACAAGAAGGCCUAUCCUUCCCUGUUUGGAUUGACAGCUUGGUAUGCUGAUCUUCUACUGAGAGUAAAGGAACUUGAGACCUGGUCCUCUGACUUCCAGCUUCCUGCUGCUGUCUGGCUGGGAGGAUUCUUCAAUCCCCAGUCCUUCCUUACUGCCAUUAUGCAGCAGAUGGCCCGUAAGAAUGAGUGGCCAUUGGAUCGUAUGUGCCUGCAGUGUGACGUCACCAAGAAGUCCCGAGAGGACAUGGCAGGUCCGCCAAGAGAAGGCGCGUACGUCCAUGGUCUGUUCAUGGAGGGGGCCAGGUGGGACAUGCAGACUGGUAUGAUUGCUGAGGCUCGACUCAAGGAACUGGCACCACCCAUGCCGGUCAUCUUUAUUAGGGCCAUCCCAGUGGACAGACAGGACACCAGGAACAUUUACGAAUGUCCAGUCUACAAGACCAAGACCCGUGGUCCUACAUUUGUCUGGACCUUCAACCUCAAGAGCAAGGAGAAGCCCAGCAGAUGGAUCCUGGGAGGUGUGGCUCUUCUGCUACAGGUGUAAAACAAACUCUGAACUUAUCAGUCACUUUGUGACAGUAUUCUGUUACUUUACAGGACACAUCAAAAAUGAAUUUGUUAACAACAAAAUUUUUAUUCUUACUGUGUGUGAACAUUGCAUUAUUUAAAAGAAACCAGUGCUCAGUAUUUUGAUGAAUUAUUGAUAAUUUAUGUGAUAGACUGUUAACUUGGUGAUAUUUAAUAUCAACAUGCCGUCCAAAGUUAUACAUGUAUUUAAAGUAUUAAUUUAUGUUGAGUCAGAUUGAAUGAGAUUUAUUGAAAAUGUUUUUAUUUUAUAUAAUUUAAGUGAAUGUUUGUUGAAUAAAUUGAUCACAAAUAUA
Molecule: messenger RNA, 13818 nt
Organism: Saccostrea cuccullata (small rock oyster)
Lineage: Eukaryota; Metazoa; Mollusca; Bivalvia; Ostreida; Ostreidae
Product: dynein beta chain, ciliary-like
Exons: 48
Coding region: 87-13481 (4464 amino acids)
Biological process (GO): microtubule-based movement
Cellular component (GO): dynein complex
Molecular function (GO): dynein light intermediate chain binding; minus-end-directed microtubule motor activity; ATP binding
Source: RefSeq, a predicted model, not a curated record